AUGUCCAACAUCUUGAUCUAUGCCGGCCCCGGCACGUCGCAGUCCGCACUCUCACACACGAUCAAUACUCUGAGAGUCUUAUUGCCGUCGUAUGAUGUGCAGACAAUUCAAGCGAAGUCAAUUGCACUGGAUCCAUGGUCGAGCAGCACCUCCCUGUUCGUGAUCCCGGGGGGAAGGGACUUGCCCUACCUCGACGCUCUUACGCAACAAUAUCCCCUCCCCUCUGGUAGAAGUACAGUAUCUGCUGUGGAGCGCAUCAAUGAUUACGUCCGGCGAGACGGAGGAUCUUUUCUUGGAAUAUGCGCCGGCGCGUACUUUGCCUCGUCAUUCUGUGACUUCGAAGAGGGCACGCCACUCGAAGUCAGAGGCGAGCGGCCAGCACUGCGCUUCUUUCCUGGAACAUGCAAGGGCACUGUAUAUCCAGGCUUUGUCUACGAGUCUGAUGCCGGUUCACGUGUUGUUCAAGUGAAGCUGAAUGCCAAGUUGGGAAGUGGAUCAUUGGCGGCUCACUAUAACGGUGGAGGUGCUUUCAUGCACGCUGAGCAGUACAAGCAACAAGGGAUCGAAGUCCUCGCCCGUUACAGUAGCGAUGACCCGACCAUCGCUGGUGGGGAACAAUCGAUUUUCUCGGGACAGCCUGCUGUCAUCCUUACAAAAGCAGACAAAGGUCAAGCCCUGCUCUUUGGCGUCCACCCCGAGUUCCCUAUGGGCCCGCGCAGCAGAUUCGUCAAGCAGAUCGGGGAUGUAUCGACUCUGCCUGCUUCUUUUCAGGACUCUGAGUUACAAGAAUCGCAACGCCUCCGAGCUUUAGGGGGUAUUCUGAAGCUUUUGAGCUUGGAAGUCAGCAUACCUGAAAGCCAGAACGAGUCGGCGGUGCGGCAGCAUCUCGCCGGCCUUUCUCUUUCGACAUCGUCGGCCAAGACCCCUUCGAUCACGGACCCACCUCGGCUCACUCCGCUGAUACUGAUGGAAACAGAAUCUGGCGCCGUUCAUUCAGUAUUGGAGUCUCUCCGUCAGCUCCCACGACCCCCAACUUCGAAAAUUUCCAGUCCGCAGCUUUCCCAACUGACGCUCAGGGAAGGACCCCAUGACCCGGACUUCGAGCGUGAUGCCCUCCGGUCUGCUGAGCUGUUCGGCUUCAAAGACGUGAAUGACACGUUCCAUAUCUUCUUACCAACGUCACAAAGCGCGACACAGCAGCAGACAGAGACCUCGCUCCAAGUACUAUGCCGAGAUGCCGACUAUCAAGCAUACCUGACUCCGUCCGAUAGCAGGGGAUCACCAAGCGGGGAAGAAAUGACUGACCAAGUCGUAGAAGUCGACCUGAAUGCGGUACCGAAGUACAUCCUUGCGUAUCCGUCUGGCGCGUACCCUUCAUCCGGAAGAUUGAUGCCGUACUUUAAUGCGCCUCAAUUCAUCAAGAGCUUGGCUGCUAGCCGGCAGCUGCUACGCGAUGCGCCCAUCAUAGCUUCGAGCGGAAUUGCUUGGCAGGCCCCCGUGACGAUUGCUAGUGCAUUCGUGUACGCGCAGGUGGUUACGAGCACACAGACGAUGCUAGACAAAAACUACAAAGUCCUCAGCCGGCUUCCGACGGGGUUCACUGCCAUUGCAACCCACCAGGUCUCCGGGCGAGGCCGAGGUGGAAAUGCCUGGAUUUCUCCUCUUGGUUGUUUGCAGUUCUCCUCGGUCUUACAUCUUCCAAGUUCAUUGGCAAGUGGUGUCGUUUUUGUCCAAUACAUCGCUGGAUUAGCCAUCGUUCUUGCCGUGCGUCACGCGCUGGGCAGAGCGUAUGUCGAAGUGGGUCAAAAAAUCAGGAUAAAAUGGCCAAACGAUGUGUAUGCCGAGGUCGGCGAGGACGCACCGGGGCAGGAGCAAAGGAAAGGCACAUUCACGGUUGACGGCAAACGCUACGCCAAGCUUGCAGGUGUCCUCGUGAACAGUCAAUUUGCAGGCAAAGAUUUCGCGCUCGUUGUAGGCUGUGGGAUCAAUUGCCUCAACUCAAGACCAACGACGUCACUCUCGGAUUUGAUUAGUAUCCAUAACGCGACCCUUCCAACUGACAGGAGUGCCCUGCCACUCGUAUCACAAGAGGCGCUGCUCGGCGCGAUACUGGCAACCUUCGAGCAGCUAUGGAAUAUCUUCAUUAAGACGGGCACAUUUGAGCCCUUCAAAGAGCUCUACCGCGACAUAUGGUUACACUCAGAUCAGGAAGCGACGCUCAUGGACACCGACCCGCCGACGCACGCGAGAAUCGUCGGCAUCAGCUCCGACUUCGGCAUGCUCCGCGCCGUGCCUGUCGAGCACCAGAUCACGAGUGCAGACUAUGACGCGUGGAGCAAGUCAGCUACGACCACGUCGCCUUUUAUAGAUUUGCAGCCAGACGGCAAUUCGUUUGACAUGUUGCAAAAUCUUAUACGGCGAAAGGAAUGA
Tilletiaria anomala UBC 951 is the source of this 2430-nucleotide messenger RNA. Its product is annotated as class II aaRS and biotin synthetase. NCBI's taxonomy places the organism in Eukaryota, Fungi, Basidiomycota, Exobasidiomycetes, Georgefischeriales, Tilletiariaceae. Gene Ontology annotation, cellular component: cytoplasm. The record is from RefSeq and is a predicted model, not a curated record. The coding region runs from base 1 to 2430 and encodes 809 amino acids. The transcript has 2 exons. Gene Ontology annotation, biological process: protein modification process. Gene Ontology annotation, molecular function: biotin--[biotin carboxyl-carrier protein] ligase activity.